Messenger RNA from Pollicipes pollicipes, 973 nucleotides. RefSeq names its product fatty acid-binding protein. Gene Ontology annotation, molecular function: lipid binding. The record is from RefSeq and is a predicted model, not a curated record. The transcript has a single exon. Bases 73 to 492 code for a protein of 139 amino acids. Lineage: Eukaryota; Metazoa; Arthropoda; Thecostraca; Pollicipedomorpha; Pollicipedidae.
CGCACGCGCCGCUCCCGAGCAGCUCGCACCGCCCGGCCACCCUCGCCGCCCACCCCCAGCAGCCAAUCAGCGAUGGAGCAGGUCGCCCCGAUGCCGCAGCUCGGCGGCACGUACGCGCUGGCCGCCUCGCACAACACCGACGCCUGCAUGCUGGCGCUGGGCAUCGGUCUGCUGACGCGGCUGGUGGCCCGCUCCGCCCAGCCCACCAUCGCCGUGUCCGUCGUCGGCGACCACUGGCGCUUCGACCAGGCGAUGGCCGCACGCUCCACCGUGCGCGAGUUCGACCUGGGCGUGCCGCACCGCUUCCGCCGCGCCGUCGACGGCAAGGAGGUGCGCAGCGUGGUCACCCGCCAGGGCGCUGUGCUCACCGAGCGGGCCGUGCAGAACGGCCGUACCACCGAGAUCAUCCGCGAGUUCGCCGACGACCAGCUCCGCAUCACCAUGCGGAUCAGCGACACAGAGUGCACGCAGACGUUCAAGAGGACAGCCUGAGGCGGAGCGGGGGCGCCGACGAGCGGAGCGGAGGGCGCCGACGAGCGGAGCGGAGGGCGCCGACGAGCGGAGCGGAGGGUGCCGACGAGCGGAGCGGAGGGCGCCGACGAGCGGAGCGGAGGGCGCCGACGAGCGGAGCGGAGGGUGCCGACGAGGCGGCAGCGCACAGGAUGUGUUGCGCGGAAGGGCACGACGCCAGCUCGCGCGAACGUCAGCCGGCAACGACGGCGGGGAGAUCAGAGGCGAACACCAGAGCGCGCCGCCGCUCCCGGAGGUGCCCGGAAAGCGCGCCAGGCGCGCCCCUGGUGGCUGCCUAAUGCAUGAAGUGGCCUCCCGCUGUGCCCCUGGUGGCUUCCUGAUGUAACUGAAUGGCGUGAACGCGGCAAUGGACUGAUGUCCAGGAGAAACGGAUGACAUGUGAUAUGCGUGAUGGUGACGUGGUCGUAAAUGAAUUCGGUGAAAUAUAUCACGAUUUAAGAGA